Molecule: messenger RNA, 2136 nt
Organism: Galendromus occidentalis (western predatory mite)
Lineage: Eukaryota; Metazoa; Arthropoda; Arachnida; Mesostigmata; Phytoseiidae
Product: signal transducer and activator of transcription 5A
Exons: 4
Coding region: 1-1854 (617 amino acids)
Biological process (GO): regulation of DNA-templated transcription; signal transduction
Molecular function (GO): DNA binding; DNA-binding transcription factor activity
Source: RefSeq, a predicted model, not a curated record
AUGACCAACUUCGAGGAAGCUUUCGUGUUCCAAUACCAAGAACUCCAGAAGCGGACCACUCAUCUUCAGCAGAUACAGGCGUCGAAUCAGUCCAUUGAAGUCGUUCAAAGAGCUCAACAAGAAGUCAUGCAAUUCGAUAGCGCGAUCAAAGGGAGAGCAAGAGAGCUGCAUCUCGAGAGACUUAAUUUUGUAGAAAAUCUCAGCAAUAGCCUGCAGCGUCUCAGCGUGCUCCGACACGUGAUCAUCGAUAAACAUCUGGCGGAUUGGCAGCGAGCGCAACAGCUCGCCGGCAACGGUCAGCCCUUCGGAAACAACCUAAACGAGAUUCAAGAGUGGUGCGAAAUGCUGGCGGAUAUUGCUUGGCAGCACCUUCAACUCGUUCGGAGACUCGAGAUGCUCCUCACAAAAAUGCCAACGACGGGGGGAGCCUCCCUGAAGGAGAAAUUCUCUUCGUUAGAGUCCCAGAUAAAGUCCAUCCUCUCCGCCCUCGUGAGCGGCUCGUUCGUCAUCGAAAAACAGCCUCCCCAAGUUAUGAAGACGAACACCCGCUUCCAGUCUACCGUGAGGCUGCUUGUCGGAGGACGGCUUAACGUUCACAUGUCACCUCCUCAAGUGAAGGUCUCGAUCAUCAGUGAGGCCCAAGCGUCGACGUUAGCGCGCAGCGAGAGCUAUCCUUCAAAUGAGGUUUCCGGGGAAAUCCUCAACAGUUACGGGGCCAUGGAAUACCAUCAGGCAACGAGGCAACUCGCUGUCUCGUUUCGGAAUAUGUCGCUGAAGAAAAUCAGGAGGGCCGAAAAGAAAGGGAGCGAGAGUGUCAUGGAGGAGAAGUUCUGUCUUCUGUUCCAAUCGGUCAUCAAGGUGGCCAAUAUGACUUUCUACGUGCAAACUCGCUCCCUUCCGGUUGUCGUCAUUGUCCAUGGGAAUCAAGAAUCGUCGGCAUGGGCGACGGUCACCUGGGACAAUGCGUUCUCCGACAGCCUGAGGAAACCUUUCCUCGUCCCCGAGCGGAUCCCCUGGCACAAAAUGGCCGAGGUCCUCUCUACGAAAUUCCGCGCCUCAACAGGCGCUGGACUUUCGGACAUCAACCUCCACUUCCUUGCGACGAAAGCUCUCCGCAAACCCAACAUAGGACAUGAUUGCGGCGACUUGUUGCUCAGCUGGUCUCAGUUCUGUAAGGAACCUCUUCCCGACCGGAAUUUCACUUUCUGGGACUGGUUCUACGCAAUCAUGAAACUGACUCGGGAGCACCUCAAAUCCCUGUGGGUCGAUGGGGCCGUGUGGGGUUUCAUUGGUCGGCGAGAAGCCGAAGAGAUGCUGCUGAAGAAAGCUGUCGGCACGUUCCUGUUGAGGUUUUCGGACUCCGAAUUGGGAGGAGUGACAAUCGCCUGGGUGAACGAGAACGAGGGUCUCAAGGAGAUCCUUAUGAUCCAACCCUUCUCUGCGAAAGAUUUCCAGAUCCGCAGUCUCGCUGACCGAGUGUCAGAUCUACAGAACCUGUUGUACCUCUACCCCGAUAUACCGAGAGAUCAAGCUUUCCAGAAGUAUUACACUUCAAGUCUGGAUAUCUCGCACGGAGCCACCACCAACGGCUACGUCAAGCCGCUGCUCAUAACUCAGCUACCGGGUAUCCAUCAUCUGUCGCAUCUGGACUCGAAUCCGGCAACGCCAGCAUCGUUCUACGCUUCUUCGGAGUCCAACAUGUAUGCUCCGCGGAACGACGGAUCGUACGAUGCGAGCUCUAUGGAGCUUUUUGCACAGAACCCCGGACAAGCGCUGAAAAGACAACGGGAGGACUUCAUCCAACAGGUGUCCAACUGGCAAGCUACCGCCGAUGUCGGGCACGAUCAGACUUGAGAGCACUGUGAUUUUUGAGAACAGCCCCUUAGCUGCCCAUUUUAAUCCGCGCGUUCUUCCAAGAUCUCAAGGGGAAGACGACGACUACAUAUUAUGUCGAAGAGUCCCUGUGGAGAGCUACAUGUUUUUCCUGGACUGUUUACGGGAGAAUCUAUCAUUUCCAAUUUUUCUCAUGACGAUUGGACUCGUCCUCUCGCGACUCAAGUGCCAAUGCGUCGUUCGACGCGUCGUCGUCGAUUGCCGAUCGACGAAAAGUUUUUCCGCAGUGUUCCUACCACAAAC